CGAGAAGGUGAACUCAUCGUAGGACCUUCAUUCACGCACGCACGCCAUGGGUCCCGUGAACAGCGUUUGUUGCUGUCAUGCGGAUCCCACCAGUGUGGUGGAGCAGCUCCGGAGUGGCCGGGUCUUGGAGCAACAGUCGGCGGCGGCCUGCUUAGCCAGCAUGGCCAGGACCAAGACGCAAAAGCAAGCCGGCUGGAUGCCCAGUGCAGUGCCGUUGCUGGUACAGGCCGUCACAGUGGGUCAAACCGCUGAGCUCCGAGAGAAUGCAGCGCGGGCUUUGGCCAACCUGCCGAUGUGCGAUGCCGCGAACACGGCGCACAUCAUCAACGCGGGCGGCGUUGCUUCUCUGGUGAAGCUCUUGGGGAAUGACUAUCCCUAUGGCUGUCGGGCGCAGGCCUGCCGAGCUCUGGGGAACAUGUGCGUCUCGAGCCAGGCGGCGGCCAAGGAGGUGCGCCAGGCCGGUGCGGUGCAGCCGCUCUUGGCGGCGCUCUUCACCGAGGAGCAGCCGGCCUCGGGAGGGCCGAACCUGCAGGCGGAGGCAGCUUUGGCUGUCGCCAACUUCUCUUCGGUGGACGUCCAAUGCCGUGAUUUGGUCCUGCAGAGCGCCGUGGCGAUUCCGGGCUUGCAGCAUUUGGCCAUGAGCCAGGAGCAUAGCAUCCGGGUCGCCGCCCGACGAGCUUUGUCUUGCCUGGCGCAAGGGAGUGCAAGGGCCCGGCAGGCGCUGCAGGCGGUCGAGCUUUCGGGACCGGAAGGCCCGCACGCGGCGCAAGAAUUGGAUUCGAUCCAAUACUUCGACUUCACCCAGGGCACCCCGGGCGAGGUGUCCCGGCGACAGGCGGCAGGCUAACACGGCCGCGUGCUACGACUUGGUCAGCUCGAAAGGUAGCUGACCAGAUCGAUGGAUAGCUUGGGGACGGGUUGAAGGGGGGG
Molecule: messenger RNA, 930 nt
Organism: Durusdinium trenchii
Lineage: Eukaryota; Dinophyceae; Suessiales; Symbiodiniaceae
Source: the annotation of a GenBank genome assembly